UACAAACCAUUCGAUCAAAGUACUUGUCGAACAAUGCAAAAACAAAACAGCAUGACUGUGUAUCAAAAGAAUUCGCAAUUUGAUUAGCAUAGUUUGCGUAACAUUUACCUCGCCUACAAAAGCCACACGGUUGCCUAUCACCUGACCCAGUGCACUUUUGCAACCGAAAGCUUCAAAAUGAUUCUCACCGCGUCGAAUUUGAUAUCGGUUGCCAGCAUAUGGCUAUUGGUCGCCGUCGUUGGCGCCAGUUACUACGAAACCAAUGUUAACGCCCCCACCUUGGAUCCUCACAAUAGGAACGCGCUCCGAUUGGAACCCUACAAGUGGCCCGACGGAAUCGUUCCGUAUCGGUUCGCGGACAGUUGCGACCAGCAGUACCGAUCGGCCGUUCUGGACGCCAUGAAUGUGCUGCAUCAGGCCAGCUGCGUUCACUUCAUUCCGAAGACCCCGGAACAGGUGGAACACAUUGAGUUUGGCAAGUCGGAAUUGGGAUGCGGGUCCAACAUUGGGUACCGGUCGGAACAGCGCGAACCGUUGGAAGUGUUUUUGGACGAUUUCUGCGUUGGUUUGCCGGGAGCGAUACAGCACGAGUUGCUGCACGUGCUGGGGUUGUUCCACGAACACACCCGGCCCGAUCGGGACGAGUACGUCGAAGUGCUGUGGGAUAACAUCGAACCGGAAUUUCGUCGGAACUUCGUCAAAGGAAGCUGGGACUACAUGGAAACGUUCGGAUUGCCGUACGACUUCGGGAGCGUGAUGCACUACCCGUCGUACGCUUUUGCCAGACCGGGCACCAAAGAAACGAUGGUCUCCCGUCAGAAUCGUACCGCCCAGCUAGGACAGACCGAUGGAGCCAGCGAGCUGGACCUGGAGAAGGUGCGGCGGAUGUACAAGUGUGACGGGCUGUCAUCGGACAACUGAGAGCUUUGGUUUGGUUUGCUUGUAUUGAGAAAUAGUUUUUAUAUCGAGUACUAAAAAUCUAGAGGAAUGCGCUUGCAUAGAUAACAAGUAAAAUAAUUGAAGGGGCACUUUAAAUACUUUGUUAUACUCUAAACAAGAAUAAAGCUAAUUUUCGCAGUACGUUAUCGAAAUGAAAAAAAUAAAAA
This is a messenger RNA of Aedes albopictus (Asian tiger mosquito), 1106 nucleotides long. RefSeq names its product low choriolytic enzyme. The record is from RefSeq and is a predicted model, not a curated record. Gene Ontology annotation, molecular function: metalloendopeptidase activity; zinc ion binding. The transcript is spliced from 2 exons. Bases 178 to 921 code for a protein of 247 amino acids. Gene Ontology annotation, biological process: proteolysis. NCBI's taxonomy places the organism in Eukaryota, Metazoa, Arthropoda, Insecta, Diptera, Culicidae.